Closterium sp. Naga37s-1 is the source of this 687-nucleotide messenger RNA. The record is from the annotation of a GenBank genome assembly. Lineage: Eukaryota; Viridiplantae; Streptophyta; Zygnematophyceae; Desmidiales; Closteriaceae.
AUGUGGAUCCAUAACGUGCCCUGUUAUUCCCUCUUGAUGUGCUUCGCUCUUCCAGGUGCCUCCGCCACCCGAGUGGUGCAAGGGCCUGGUGCAGAGGAGGGAGGCGGAGAGGCAGCAGGCAGUACAGAGCCCUCUGUGCUGCCGCCACCCGAGUGGGGCAAGGGGCUGGUGCAGAAGAGGCAGGCGGAGAGGCAGCAGGCUGACCUGGAUGCCGUGGCAGCACGUCCGUUCGCUGCCUAUGAGAACGACGAGGAGCGCGAUCGCAUGCUCAAAAAUGCCGUGCGCUUUGGCGACCCCAUGGCACAUCUCGUCAAGAGCAACAUAUCAGCAGACGCCCUGCUGGAGGAUCUCAGUCGCGACCCUGCCAUGCAGGCGUCGGGCUUCACGAGCAACAUAUCAGCAGACGCCCUGCUGGAGGAUCUCAGUCGAGACCCUGCCAUGCAGGCGUCGGGCUUCACGGUGCCACAGGCCAUCCCCCCCCAUAGCUGGCUCAAGCGCCGCGUGUCGGCGCCGCACAACCGCUACGGCAUCCGCCCCGGCCGCCACUGGGACGGUGUUGAUCGCAGCAAUGGGUUUGAGCGGGAGAUGUUCAAGCAGAAGAACGAGAUGCGCGCGAGCAGGAGGCCUUCAUGUGGUCCGUUGCCGACAUGUAACACUCAUGUCAUGUGGUCCGUUGCCAACAUGUAA